This is a messenger RNA of Ictalurus furcatus (blue catfish), 2309 nucleotides long. It is a transcript of the gene zdhhc6, whose product is annotated as zinc finger DHHC-type palmitoyltransferase 6. The record is from RefSeq and is a predicted model, not a curated record. Gene Ontology annotation, molecular function: palmitoyltransferase activity. Gene Ontology annotation, cellular component: Golgi apparatus. The transcript is spliced from 11 exons. NCBI's taxonomy places the organism in Eukaryota, Metazoa, Chordata, Actinopteri, Siluriformes, Ictaluridae. Bases 403 to 1644 code for a protein of 413 amino acids. Gene Ontology annotation, biological process: protein palmitoylation.
AUAUUAUUGCUCGGACUUUGCACGGGGUGUUUCAAAAGUGAACAAGAAAGCAAGUAUCAGUUGUAUUGAUAAUUUCCAUUUCCAUUUGUAUACACGGAAGAGAUGAGUGGCGCACCGCUCAGACUGCGGCCGAGAGAAUGAGGAAAUGGGUGACAUGCUUCCAGCUCGAGAGUAAAGCAUCAGACUGGUCAGAGAGAAAGGAUGCCAGACAAGAGGAGAGCUAGUGACUCUACCACACAGACAGCUUCUGUAACCCAUGACACGACUGAUCGCUGGAUGUUUCGGAGAAGACAGAAAACAUAUAUUUUAUCCUCCUCAUGGUCAAAUAAUUUCAUUAAAGAAAGACAACAUAACUAACCAUUUGUCAUUUCAACAAAGCUGCCGAAAUACUCUCUGUACAAAAUGAACAUUAUAUCUGCCAUUAUUGUAUUUGAAAACAUCCAUGAGGUUAGGAGGCUCUGUCACUGGGGUCCGAUCAUUGCACUUACAGUCAUCGCUGUGUGCUCGUCCAUGGCCAUACUGGACUCUAUUAUCUGGUACUGGCCCUUGGACACUACGAGUGGCAGCAUUAACUUUAUUAUGCUCAUCAACUGGACUGUCCUCAUUCUUUACAACUAUUUCAAUGCCAUGUUUGUGGGUCCUGGAUAUAUUCCUUUACAGUGGAAACCGGAAAAUCCACAAGACACUAGGUACCUACAGUUCUGUAGAGUGUGUGAAGGCUAUAAAGCCCCAAGAUCUCACCACUGCAGAAAGUGUAACAGGUGUGUGAUGAAGAUGGAUCACCAUUGUCCCUGGAUCAACAACUGCUGCGGACAUCUGAAUCAUGCCUACUUCACCACUUUCCUCCUCCUCGCCCCGCUGGGUUGCAGCCACGCUGCUCUCAUUUUCAUCAUGACGAUGUACUCUCAGUUAAAUGACCGGAUCUCUUUUGGUUGGAGCUCAGUGAAGAUAGACAUGAGUGCCCCUCGACGUGUCCACCAUCCCAUAAUGCCAUUCAGCAUAUCAGCUUUUGCAGCCAAUCUCUUUGCUCUGGGACUGGCAUUGGGCACUACCAUUGCUGUUGGCAUGCUGUUUUUUAUUCAGAUAAAAGUGAUUCUGCGAAACAAAACCUCAAUUGAAGUAUGGAUUGAGGAGAAGGCCAAAGACAGAAUCCAAUACUACCAAACAGGAGAGGAGUUCAUCUUCCCGUAUGACCUGGGAAGUCGCUGGGCGAACUUCAAGCAGGUGUUCACCUGGUCUGGGACCCCCGAUGGAGAUGGUAUUGAAUGGCCCGUAAAUGACAAAUGCCACCAGCAUACAUUAACUAUUGAGCAGCUGAAGCAGAAAGCUGACAAACGUGUGAGAAGUGUGCAGUACAGAGUUGUGGAGGACUACAACGGAGCAUGGUGUCCAGUAGGAAAGGGAAUAAAUACGUUCUUCAGGUCGCCAUGCACUGAAGAACCCAGGAUCAAACUCACUAAAGGGGAAACCAUCUUAGCCACAAGAGGAACCAAGUGGUGGAUGUAUGGGGACAAAGUUUUGGAUGAGGAACAGACCAAAGCUGGAAUCCGCGUUAGAGGGUGGUUUCCACGCCGCUGUGUAGUAAAGUGCCACUAUGACUCAGCGAAUAACACACCAGCAUGCGAAGAAAAGAAAGACAAAUAAGACAAGUGGGGUGUGUUUUACUGUUUGACUUGUACACUCUUAGCAAAAAAAACAUUCCUCAAGGGUUCUGUGGGUGGUUAAUGUGAUGGUUUUAGCUUUCUAAAUGGGUACUGCAUAGAAUGGGAAAUCAUCCAUUGUAGGGUUCUACAUGGAUCCUUUUAGGGUUUAAAAAAAUUUAAAAUUGAAGAUUCAUGUUUUUAGACUGAAGUCUGAUUCCACAGACUCAGCACCGUGCUGUACUUCUGUUCCUGGCUGAUCCAGAGAUGUCAGAUUUCUAAAUCAAGUCAGUGGCAGAUCAAUUGUCUAACUGUCCAAACCAGCAACUUCUGCUUCUUCAUAUGAACUUGUGUACCUUUGUAACAUUUCCAAAGAUAAUAUAAAUGAAAUGUGGCACAGAGGGAAUUGUUCCUGAAGUGAAGAACUGGGGCUUGUAAGUAUUCCUUCUUAGGAUCUGAGCAAAGGUUUACUUGAAUAUAUUGUUUUCUCUGUUUCUCUCUGUCUUUGAUGUCUAAGCCGUUUAUGCAAUGCCUUUUGCCAGCUGUAUCAAGGUCUUAGUCAUGCAAAUACUCUGUAUUCUUUGUACAGAAAAAAAAAAAUUUUAUUUUUGAUUAUUUUUGUAAGACUGAUGUUAACCUCACAAUAGAGAAGUAAACAUUUCUGCUCUG